AUGAGCGAUACUCUAGCACUUCGAGGCACGCUUGAAGGUCAUUCCAACUGGGUUACUGCAAUAGCUACCACAUCUGAAAAUCCGGAUAUGAUUUUGUCCGCCUCUCGUGAUAAGACUAUUAUAGUUUGGCAGUUGACUCGAGAUGAAACCAAUUAUGGAGUGCCGCGUAAAGCUCUAACUGGUCAUAAUCAUUUUGUGCAAGAUGUGGUGAUCUCUUCUGACGGACAAUUUGCUUUGUCUGCAUCUUGGGAUAAGACUCUUCGUCUAUGGGAUUUGAACACUGGAACUACCACGCGUCGAUUUGUUGGACACGAAAAAGAUGUGCUUUCAGUAUCUUUUUCGCCUGAUAAUCGACAAAUUGUGUCCGGAUCAAGGGACAAAACUAUUAAAUUAUGGAACACUUUGGGGGAGUGUAAAUUCAAUAUUCAGGAAGACGGGCAUUCCGAGUGGGUUUCUUGUGUGAGAUUUUCACCGAAUCCAUCUAAUCCUGUUAUCGUCUCUUGUGGUUGGGAUAAGCUUGUUAAGGACAGCAUCACUAUGUUGUGGGAUCUUAACGAAGGGAAACAUUUAUACUCUUUGGACGCUGGUGAUAUUAUCAAUGCACUGGUGUUUAGUCCAAAUCGUUAUUGGCUUUGUGCUGCCACUUCGUCCUAUAUCAGAAUUUGGGACCUUGAAACAAAAGUUGUGGUGGAUGAUUUAACGGCAGCUUACGAAAAUCAAAGAGACAAUAAAAAGGAUCAACAUCAGUGCAUCUCACUUGCUUGGUCCCCUGAUGGUACUACUUUGUUUGCUGGUUAUACUGAUAAUAAAAUUCGAGUAUGGCAGGUUACUAGAGUUUAG
This is a messenger RNA of Ambispora gerdemannii, 840 nucleotides long. The record is from the annotation of a GenBank genome assembly. NCBI's taxonomy places the organism in Eukaryota, Fungi, Glomeromycota, Glomeromycetes, Archaeosporales, Ambisporaceae.